CCCUGACCGACAGUGACAGCGUAUGAGCAGUAUGGCUUCCCCACGAUCUGGUUCAAUGAAGUAAACGAUUCAUACAACCCGGAGCGCAUUGAGGGCACUACAUUUGACUCUCUAGUCGUGUCGCCAUCUCCUCCCUACAUGCGAACCAAGCAUGUAGAGAGCGAUGAAAUGACCCAUCCACACACUUCUUUGUAACCUCCCGUUCCCUUUGAACCGUGGAUUCUACCAUAACGCCAUUCCGACCUCCCACCAAUUCACCGCAUGCGAUUAUUGACGAAGCCAUGGCCUUCGAGGAUGAUGAAGAGAACGGCAGCGGUUCUAGCUCGGAUGAAGACCAAGAUGAACAGAUGAUGGACGCUGACAAUGCCGAUGAUGGUGCAGAUGCGGAGGCAGAUGCCGAGGGUGAUGGAGAAGAGGAUGCUGAUGGCGACAACGAUGAUGAUGAUGAUGAUGGGGACAAUGAUGAUGACGACCAUGACCAGGAGGACGCCGAUUCGCAAGGAGGUGCACAAUCCAUGAAGCCUCCUGCACGACCACCGACAUCGAUGCCAAAUGGUCUUUCACCGAGGCACCAGCCGAAUGCGAAUGGUGUCAUGACAAACGGGGAUGCCCACCCGGAGGACCAGGUCAAACCUCCAACUCCCCAGGGAAAUUCCACCCCGAUACCCUUUCGACCAAGUGUUCGACCCGAGAUGCUCACGGCCCCAACUUACGACAUUAUUCCCACCAUCGCUGCUCCUCACAGCACAUCUAUCAAUGCAGUGUGUUCUACAUCGGACAUGAGAUGGGUCUUUACGGCCGGCACAGAUGGAUAUAUUCGGAAGUUCAAUUGGGUGGACACUGCGAAUGGAAAACUGGCUCUCACCGUCGCGCAAAGGCACCCAUUCGUGGAUAGUGUUACGAAGGCCGGUGUACUCCUAAGUUAUUGGGACAAUGAAGAAGCUCCAGAUCGCACGCCUCUGGAUGAAGAUACUCCGCCGUCCCCAAUUUACUCUCUUGCAGUCCACCAUCAGGGACUUUGGAUACUCUCGGGGUUGGAGAAUGGAGGUAUCAACCUACAAUCUGUACGUCAUAACGAAGGGACGAGGAUCGCAGCAUUGCAAAAGCACACGUCCGCCGUUUCGGUAUUGUCACUGGCAGACGACGAGACUUCGGUGCUCUCUGGAAGCUGGGACAAGACCAUUGUAAACUGGGACCUCAAUACGGGCCAAGUGGUGCGCACAUUUGAAGGAAGCGGGAGUCAGAUUUCGGCCAUCGAGCGACGACCCCAGUCGAGCCUCCCGGUGCCUGAGGAAUUGGCUUCAUACCGACCGGUACCAAGUUCGACAUUCUCGUCAAACUAUGAUUCUAAACCUUCGGCGAAUGGAUUUACGAUGAACGGUACCACCGCCGACGAUCAUUCUUUACCUCGAGAGGAUCGACCAAGCGACGUUCUCCCGAACGGCGAAGAUCCCCCCGGCGGUUCUCCGUCACUCAACUCUCUUUUCGGCGACGAGGACGAUGAAUUCUCUAGAGCCAUUGCGAACGGGAUUCAAGCUAAUGAUGACGAGGAUGCGGAAGGAGAUGCGAAUAUGCAAGAUGCUGGCGGACCCGUACAGCCACCCACACAAGAUACUGCUGACCAGACCCUUCCAAACGGGGAACGGAAUUCACCAGUUGCCGAAGCACCACCCACAAACGAUGGCGAGAACUUGAAUGGACACGAGAAAGCUCAAGAAUCGGGUUCGUGGCCAAAUGGUCUCCCUCUCUCCGAUGAACCGCGCCAUGCACAGGAUGCCACCGACUCAACCUCAAAACCCAUCGACUCCAACCGAAAUACCUUCCUCGACGCCUCAAUCGACGGCACGAUUCGCAUUUGGGAUCAACGACAACAAAAUCCGAUUGCUCGGAUUCUACCUGGUCCAGGUGUACCACCCUGGUGUAUGAACGCGUGCUGGUCACCGGAUGGAAACUUCAUCUACGCCGGUCGCCGGAACAACACUGUCGAAGAAUACAGUCUUGCGCAUGGACUAAAAGCGCCGAGUCGAACAUUUAAAUUCCCAUAUGGUAGCGGAGCAGUGAGCGCAAUCAAAGCAAUGCCGAAUGGGAAACAUUUGGUUUGCGCAUCGCAUGAUAUCCUACGGCUAUAUGAUCUUAAAGACCAGGAGGAAACCAAAACACGACACUCGGUCGUUCCCUUCUUGAUUAUUCCGGGUCAUCGUACUGGCGUCAUCUCCCAGUUGUACAUUGAUCCCUCAUGCACCUUCAUGAUUUCGACCGCAGGGAACCGAGGGUGGGAAGGGAAUUCUACGGAGGUACUACUAGGCUAUGAGAUUGGCGCAUCGAAAGCAUAGGGCAUGGAAGUCGUUGAGGCACCUCAUUGUGUAGGUUGAACGACGGAGGAUACCCACCACAUCGGCGUUGAGGUUAUUCAUCAUUAGAAUGGAGAAUGGGUCAGUAGGGUGUGAUAUCUAGGGUAUUCAAUGCCCGACAUCACCGAUUUUACUGUAAGUUCCACUAUAAAAUGUUAGUGUGCUACUACUCGUAACUUGUCAGACGGUGUGGUUUUGUGAUCUAUCUGCUCUGAAUAUCGUUAGGACAAGAUUUCGAGUUAUUCUUUCACCCCCAAAUGUUUAGAACGGACUUUUCAUGCAGCCCUAGUCC
Eremomyces bilateralis CBS 781.70 is the source of this 2643-nucleotide messenger RNA. Its product is annotated as WD40 repeat-like protein. The record is from RefSeq and is a predicted model, not a curated record. Gene Ontology annotation, cellular component: SAGA complex. NCBI's taxonomy places the organism in Eukaryota, Fungi, Ascomycota, Dothideomycetes, Eremomycetales, Eremomycetaceae. Bases 282 to 2333 code for a protein of 683 amino acids. Gene Ontology annotation, biological process: regulation of transcription by RNA polymerase II; chromatin organization. Gene Ontology annotation, molecular function: transcription coregulator activity; TBP-class protein binding. The transcript has 4 exons.